Molecule: messenger RNA, 426 nt
Organism: Eimeria mitis
Lineage: Eukaryota; Apicomplexa; Conoidasida; Eucoccidiorida; Eimeriidae
Exons: 3
Coding region: 1-426 (141 amino acids)
Source: RefSeq, a predicted model, not a curated record
AUGCCAGCAGCAGCAGCAGCAGCAGCAGCAGCAGAGGAAGAAGAAGAAGCAGCAGCAGAAGCAGCAGCAGAAGCAGCAGCAGAAGCAGCAGCAGAAGCAGCAGCAAAACACGAAGCAGCAGCAACAGCAACAACAGCAACAACAGCAACCAGAACAAAAGUAGCGACAGCAGCAGCAGCGACAGCAGCAGCAGCAGCAACAGCAACAGCAACAGCAACAGCAGCAGCAGCAGCAACAGCAGCAGCAGCAACAGCAGCAGCAGCAGCAGAACCAGCAGAAGCAGCAGCAGCAGCAAUGGUUAGUUGGAUUCCUCCACCAAGUGACGAUCCAUCGUCGAUACCUGCAGCAGCAGCAGCAGCAGCAGCAGCAGCAGCAGCAGCAGUAGCAGCAGCACAGCAGCAGCAGCAGCAGCAGCAGCAGCAAUAG